Anguilla rostrata (American eel) is the source of this 7063-nucleotide messenger RNA. RefSeq lists its product as uncharacterized. Lineage: Eukaryota; Metazoa; Chordata; Actinopteri; Anguilliformes; Anguillidae. The transcript has 8 exons. Bases 2220 to 5357 code for a protein of 1045 amino acids. The record is from RefSeq and is a predicted model, not a curated record.
UGGAGGCGCUAUUCUGUAUAUACGCCACCCCCUGAUGUGCGACCCAUAUGUGAACACAAUAGCAUUUCCAGUGAACUGGGAAGGACUCUAGUACAGUAGUAUAAUGUAAUGUAAGCAUGCUAGUGUUCCCGUCUUUAGGCCUGUUGGGAGGGCAGGGGACGUUCUCCGUUUUGUCCACUAGAGGGGGUACUUACAACAGGUUUCUCUUCCGUCCCCAAUGCGGACAGCAGCUCUGGUCAUGCAGAACACUGCGGUGUUGUCCUCAGAAGGCCACUACAUUCUGGCUCUAAUCCUACCUGUAGGUCAUACUGAAUUAGCAUAUUCUGUAUGUCCUAGGGACAACUGGGAUGAUAUGGAAAUAGGAGUAGAGAGGUGGAGUAGAGAAUCUACAUUUUCAGUACCAUGGCAAUAAAUGAAUGGCAACAUCAGUCUACAACAGUCAACUUCACUGACUCAAAAUAAAAUUUAAAAAAAGAUCUUUUGUGGCUUACGAAAGGCACAGCAAACUUACCGUGCCUUGCUGCUUCAUUCAGCUCUGGUCUGGCCACGCUCCUCCACACUUUAAGAAAUAUACUGUGAAGUAAUGGUCUGAUUUCACACACAUCUAUUGAAAAUCAAAUGUGCCUUAUUCGAAACCAAGGGAAGCAAGUGGUAAAAGUGCACCCUGGUGAGUUAUUCCAAAAAAACAAUAUUUUCUACGUUUUGACAUUCUCAAAGCACUGCUUCUGUGACAUCAUUAUUCAUAUCAGAAACAACUGCAACAUUGGCUGGGUUUAGAAUUUUGGGAUCUGAAGAAUGCAUGACGCGAAAGGGACAUUUAGCUCAUCUGGGCUUGUAACUUGCCUGUACCCAACUAAUCUGCAUUAAGUCUGCCUGGAAGGUUUCUAGAUUCCCUCAUACAAAACCCAACAAGCUAUGCAUAAUUGAAAAUGACAUUGUACACUCCAGGAUCAACUAGUUUCCACUUGCGCACUGUGGUCGCAUGGACAAUCUUUUCUCCAUUCCACUUUGUUAAUACAUUUUUAAUGUAAAUGCAUUUCAUUGGUUCGUUGGCAUAAUGAAAUGAAUGGGGUCCUUACAAACGUUUUCUAUCACACGGUUUGGAUUGCACAAUGAGUUAACCCGGUCACCGCACACAACCUCCACAGUGGAUACUUCCAUGGUUAUUCUGAGAGGUAGUUACAAGUUCCAUACUCUUCCAUUAUAUUUACUAUAUUGUUAUUGAUUGUGGGCAGUGUUCUCUUAUACAACUGACAUUUGAUUGGGAGAGAAGGUGCCCUGGGGGGUAGAAUAAUGACAGUUCACACCAAUGGAAAUUGAUUUAUUUUUUAAGAAUAGAUGGUACUACUAUGUUUGAGGGGGAAAAAAUCUAAGUGAUAUUGGCAUUGGCCACAAAGGGAUAUUUAAAAUAUGUAUCAGAUGCUGCUGACAAUUUUUCUUUAUUGCAUUAUGUAUAUUAAUACUGUGAGAAUGGUGAGAAGGGAAAAUAGGUUAAUGUUCAUUCUCAGUAGGCCUUAUGUGCUGUAUAUUUGAGAGACAUUUUCUCUAUUGGAAUUCAAUGCCAUUCUUAAUGACACUAUCUCCAAUAACUAUUUCAGUGACAUUGACGUAACAAGGCCAGCUGCGUAGAAACAAACCACUUGGGGGGAAUACAGAAAAGGUCGAUUAGAGUUGUAGAUGGGAGUAACAUUUUAAAAUGGAUCCCGUUACUUCCAUCGUUGCCAUAUGGCACAUUAAAGAAAAAAACAUUGAGUUUUUUUCUUUAACGAUAACUAUAUAACGUUGAAAUGUGACAAAAUCCUCAUGAAUACACGAAUAGGCAACAAUUAACGUCUGAUGAAAUGUAACAUUGCUCCAGCGCUAUUUCCGGGGGGGCUUUCAGGAAAUUUAUUGGCAAUCACGUAUCACGCUCCGGUGCAGAUGCGCAUGGAACAUAAUUACGUCAAGUGGAUAUCGAGGGAGGGGUUUAGGGAUAAAAAUGAAUGAUUUUUCCCAGUCUUAUAUUUUCCCCUGGGUCUUCAGAAUGAAUGCACAUGUACGUGACUCAAGCAGGAAAACGGAAAAUAAAAAACGUAUUUGUUGUUUAAUACCAAAAUAUAGUAUUAUUAUGGUUAAGCAAUACCUUGCAUAGAUUUGUGGUAUUCUUUCAAAUUAAGUAUUUGCUUACUUUUUUAAAUGUUGCUGCUGCAGAUGCUGGAAUCUUUUUACAUGUGUGAGCCAUGAAAAAGGCAAUGGCUUCAGCGGAUAGCCAAAGUGCCCUUUCCAAACCACGGCAUCCUCAAAAAGACACACACACCUAUCGUAGCCCGGUUGGUGGCAGGUCAGAGUACGAGAGCCAAGAGGGCGACUCUUACGUUACGCCCGCUUGUCGACGUAGUCUUUGGGAUCCACAAGCGGGAAUCGACAACCUGCCAUUAGGAAAGCGGCAAGUUAUGGACAAGUUUUUCACCCCAGUUCAUAGCCCCCGUCACGAAGAAACCAAGGCCAGAGAACCUUACCACUCCCACCGCCAUCACCACCACCAGGACAACGAAGGUCAUGGUUAUAGUACUCCAGGGAGCAGCAACGGGAGCGUGAGUCGGGGCCAUGUUCACCACCGGCCAGGUGGGCACCGCACCCCAGAACACCUGGACCACCCCCCCCAUCGCACGCACCGCCACGGCUCCCCGCACCACAGCCGCUGCUCGGAUGCGCCUCCGCGCAGCCACUCGCACAACCUCGACCCGGUCGCCUCCUCCCCCAGAUCCUGCUCCCACACCUCCACAUCCUCCUCCUGGUCUUCCGAGGCCAGCAUUGACAAAGAGGCGUUCCUCACGGACAGCAGGCCGGGGCCCCGGCAUUCCCAGUCAUGCGGCAGCAUUCCUGCCGAGGGGCCGGGAUUCUGGGAUGAGGAAGAGGGAGCCCAUCUGGAGGGGCUUGAGGGGACGCACCCAAAGCAUCACCACUGCCAAGAUGACUGCGCGCACAAGCUCCACCGUGGCCAAAGCAAGAGUGAGGAGGAGCUUCCGCGUACAAACAGCACCGAGGAUGUUAGGCCCGUGCACCUGGACCAUAGCCCUCUCUACAAGUCAGCUAGCCUUGGACGAAGCCUGGCUUUCAAUGACUAUACAGAUGUCCUUCUGGAUUCAGAGAAGCCCAAAAAGGCCCCAUCCUCCAUCCAGCUCCCAAGCAAGGGUAUCCUGAAGAACAAACAGGGGCAGGGUGGAGCAGCCAGUGGGGUUAGUCAUUUUCGUAAGGCUAAGUCCUUGGAGGUGCUGUCUACCCACGUAGAGAUGACUGCAGGGGGACUGAAAGGGGGAGGGGGCGGAGUGGGAAAGUCUAAGCUGGAGGACGCUGGUGUGGAAAAACGGAAAGAGGUGGUCAGGCAGAAUUUUGUGCGGGAGAAGCUCCAGUUCUCCGCCUUCCUAAAUGAGAUCACCCGGCAGGUCAUCAGCCCCUCGCGACUCAGCUCUCUGGGAGUCCCGCAUGCCUUCGGGCUGCCAGGCCCUGGCCAGGCCUCACAAAAACCUCCCAGGAAAGAGCAAAGAGCAGAAGGGGAGAGGCAGGUGGGAGGGCAAGUGCACAGCCAGCAGAAAGAUCGCUCCGACACCCCUGACUCUGCAGUUUCCAGUGGCCACUCCCGCUCCAGCAAGUACUCCCACUCUAGCAAGCGUCAUCACAGCCACCAGCAGUCCGUAGAUGGCAGUUCUUCGCAACAGCACCACACACCAGCGGGCCAAACCAAUCCCGGCACCAACAGCCCGGAACGCUGUCUCCCGCCAGGGCAUGGGCAGGACCACAGAGGGGAGAAACAGCACCAGGGAGGAUACAGCCUUCUCCUGACUGAUGGCACCAACACCAGCCCGGAGCUGAGCCCACAUGUAGCAAGACGCCACCAUUCCCACGCGCAUCCCCAGCCCGACCCCCUCCCUCACCACCAGAAACGCCACCAGCCUCAUCUCGAGAAACGCCAACGCCACCAUGCUCGCCGCAGCCCAUCUCCGCAUUCUCCCUGUCCUCCCAAAACAGUCCAGACCGGCCACAGGGAGACCCACUCCGGGGUUCCUGAACAAGAAUCAGAUUCGUCCCAAAAUAAGGAUUCUGCCUCGACCACCAGCACCAGUCUGGAACACAGCGAUAAGAACAAACAGAUAUGCUACAAGGCUGCAGCGGCGCAAGACAAGGAUACUGUGACUGAUGUUGACCGAGACCAGUCCCUGCGGGAGCAGAACGAAGAGCUGCGUCACAGCCUGCUGCAGACGGUGGUGCGCAUGGAGUUCAUGGAGGCAGAACUGCAGAAGACCCAGGAGGAGCUGAACAGCGUCAAGGACAGUUUUAAUAGGCUCCAGGAAAGCGCUUCCAGCACUCAGCAAAGCAAUAAACUUUUAGAGCAGAAGCUUCAGACAACGGUUUUGAGCAUGGACGUGGAGCAGAAGUGCCUCACCCAGAGGAUCUCAGAGCUGUCCAAGGAGCUCGCUGCUGCUAAAGCCACCAUCCUCUCCCUGAAGACUGUUAAUAUCCCAUCCCUUCUGCAGGAACUCCUGGAUAAACAUUUCCAGUCCAAAGAGUCUGUAACUGAAUCCCUGCUGCCUGCCAUAGUCUCCACCCAAUUCAGUGAUGUUGUCCUUGACCGAGCCUCGGCUCCUGGGGACGGCCAGUCACCUUCACUGGCGCAGGAAAGAGAGGAUUAUGGGAAGAACUGGCAGCAGGCGUCAGAGGGAAGCCAACGGAGGACUGCAACCCGUCAGCCUUGGAAACGGGAGCAAGGUCACCGAAUGAGGCCGGAGGGAGACCAGAAGGGAGGUGGGGAUGCAGUGAGCGAACUGGAGGGAGGAACGGAGGCUAAAGAGCGUCUUCCCUCCUCCUUGCUGAUACCACACCUGCAGCUGACCCCGCAGCAAACCUCCCCCUCCGAAACGCUCCGUACCCCAGCAGGAGGGGGCCACGGGGUAAUCGCGCACCAGCUGGGCUCUCUAAUUGACGUCCUGUCAGUCAGCCGGGAAGAGGGCAUCCACAGUGGUAAACAGCAGCAGUGCCGCCAGAGCCUGAGCCCAGACACGCCCGGCCCAGCAGCCCUGAAGUCCACGGGUGGCCCGCAGAACUUCCCUUCUCCAGCAGGCGGCGAUCAAAGGGAUUCCGAAGAGGAUGAGAUCAUCUGCAAGUGGAGGCUGCAGAACAGCAAAGGGACGGUUGGCGUUGGCAGAAAUAGCUUGGAGAACGACGCCAGCGCGGUGACCUACCAGUCUGCUCAGAGGAUGCUGGACAACUUUAUGCGCCACCUGGAACCUCCAGAGGAGAGAGAGGGGAAGGGCAGUGGUAGAGGCUCGGCCAGUGGGUCAAAAGAAGGGUCCUUAAACGGGGAGAGAGGCCAGUUGUGAAGCGGGACGGUGUUCAGGGAGAGAGGAGCAGCCUCUAUUUCACAUCAGAUACUGUAGUGGCGCUCUUCUCCCCCAAAUGUGGUAGAGGUGUGGGCCAAUGGUGUGCCCAAAUUUUCAAUCUCCAUAUUUUGUGUUCGUAUGGGUUUAUUGUUGAUGUACUUAUGGGUUCCAAUGAACAAAAGGGACCUCUGUGUGUGUGUGUGUGUGUGUGUGCAUGUGUGUGUAGAUUACCUUUGUAUGCCUGGAGAUUACUUAACCAAACAUUGGUUGUUGAAUAUGAAUUUUUCCCCCACAUAUUUUGUAGCAUUAAAUAUGCCUCUUGAAGUAGUUUACCACCAUCUGUUGUUGUUGAAAUUGAUAAGUCAUCUUAUAAUUAGUGAAAGCUGGAUAAAGAUUUUGUCCCACACACUAAGAAAAAACUCUUGCGAGAUGCGAAUAAUAUUUUAUGUUCAGCAUCAGGAGAGAUGCCAGGUUAAUGCAGCAUGGGUAAAAGUAAUUGAAGCCUAAGAAACUACAGCUUCAGAAACUCCCAGAAUUCCCCUGUAUCCUGUCCCCCAAACACCAUGUUCCUUCUAAAAACCUAAAUUCUCUGGGCCUGAUUUACCUGUUGGUUCUGUACAAAAUAAUCCUAUUUAAUCUUUUGGGGUUAAUAUGUGUUAAGUAGCCUUGUCUUACUCCAUUUAUCUUGACCCCCUGUUCCUGCAUUGCUGUGUAAUUUUUUGAUUGAUUACUGACUGUAGAGUUCCAGUUGAAUGCAUUAUUCAAAUAUUUAUUUUUAUGUCUUUGUUAUGUUUAACCUAUUUUUUCCCAAAUAUGAUUUAUUUUACUGACUAAUUGUGGUGCUGUACAAUUCUUACUGUUCUUAGAAAAUUUAUGAGUGCAAUAGCCAGCAUUUCUGAGGUUAAAUGGUCAAAUGGGAUGAAAACCCCACAGCCUUCUGGAUAUCCCAGGAUAAGGGAUAGUUAACAAUAGUUGUAGUACAUGAGUAGAUAUACUCAUGUGAAGAGGGCUGCAUAGAUGGGGAGGUGUGCUGCCAGGAAAUAUAAGUACAGGUAAUGUUCCCAAGGUUAAAGUUAAGGUGUGGUUAACCAAACCUGUCUCAGACAGAUAUGCGGUGCACAAUUUCUGUGCUGUUUUUAUUACUUACACUUUCUGUAUACCAAUCAUCUAAUGGUUGCCUCAGUUUGACCGCUAAAAUCAUUUAAAAUGAAAAAUUAUUUUAAAUUAUGUGUCCAGAAUUGUAGAAAUCAUUUAGAUACUAAAUAUGCCACAUACUGUAUGUAUAUAGGUACUUAUACAUGGCACUGCUUGCAGUCAGAUGAGUCAAGCUACCAAUUGUAAUAUGGUUUGGAGCGCUACUACCUUUGAUGCCAAUGUACCAAAGCAUUUGUACAGGAUAUAUAAAUAAUUUACAAAGUGUCAAGGCCUCGUUGUUUUCUUUUUCCCCCCAAGUGACAAUAUGCAAUGUUAAUGUUCCUCUCAAGGACUGUUGUUGUCUAGCCCUGGUCUUAGCACAUAUCUGGAUUAUACCGCUGUACCUGUAACACCGCAAAGCUUUCUAAAUCGUUUGAUAUAAUCUCUGCAGUUGGUGCUUCCUGUUCUCGUACGUGCUUUGGGAGAGUAGAUGAGACUGUGUAUGUGAAUAUGCCCUUUCUGGUCCCAGAUGUAUUGUGUUUCAAUAAAACAAAUAAACCAACUGAACAAAA